Molecule: messenger RNA, 1669 nt
Organism: Drosophila ananassae
Lineage: Eukaryota; Metazoa; Arthropoda; Insecta; Diptera; Drosophilidae
Exons: 2
Coding region: 239-409 (56 amino acids)
Source: RefSeq, a predicted model, not a curated record
CGAAAAGUUUUGUGUGUGUUCUGGGGCCCGAUUUACGACCGAUUUGUCAAAAAGCGAACUUACCAAUCAAGGACUACUUUGAUCCCCAAAUCAGUUAAUUGGCAGUUACUCUAUAGGAGCUGCCAACUUGCAUAUUACGCUUGUGCGUUUCGUUUUUUUCCACGCUUGUGACCCCGUAGCCCACGCCCACAUUUGUGGCGUGUGCAAUUUAGAAGCCGCCAAGACGACUUACUCGAUAAUGAAGAUGAGCUCGCCCCGGAUCGUGCAGCAGAAACGGACCAGCAAGUCCUCCAAUUCGUCGCGGGUAUCGAUGACCACCUCGACGGCGGAGGAGAACCUCUUGGAGUCGAAGCUCUUCAGCUGGAUGCGUCUCUUCCGCUUCGCUACCCUACUCUGUCGCGCCGAAUAAUGGAGAUAUAUUAUAGUUUCUUAAGAUCCGCACCCGAAUGAUCCUUUCCCAAAAUGUUAGAAAGCAACGCAUAUAACAGAUACUCGUACUAGUUGCCGCUUUUCAGUCAAGUUUUCCUAUAAAUACAUAAAUAAAACACUCGAAUACACUCGAACAGAUGAAACACCAACCAACCUUAUCUUUUCCAGCAAUGUAGCGAUUAAGUAUUAAAAACAAUGAUUAAAAAUAAAAUAUCCAAUCCCAUGAAAUACAAUGUUAAGUUUAAGCUGAAAAAAAAAAACACAAAUAAUAUCAUUUUUAGUUUAAGCUUCUUCCGAGAAAUGAUUAAAUUCAGUUAACUCUUCAACAAUUAAGUCAAUUUUUAGUGUAAAUUCCGUAUGUCGGAGUUUCUCGCGCCUUUCGUACCUUUUGUAUUGUAAUAAGUGAAAUGAGAAAUAUGAGAAAAAAAAAAGAAAAAAUUACAAAUUGCAAACUACAAGCAAAAUAAAUAUUAUACAUAAUACAGUUUUUGCGUUUAUUCGGGUUUAUUAUUAGAGCUUAAGUUUCGAGAACAGCCAACAAAAAAAUACAAAGUAUAUUUUUGUAAUUUAACAACACUGUUUUUGCGUGUCACAAAUGGAAAACAAGAGAAACGUUUAUGCAAGGCUAUUAAAUAGAUAAAAUAUAUUAACUAAAGAUGCAAGCAAAUGCAAUACUAACAAUAAUAAUACAAUGUAUACAUGUAGAGGAAUAUAUUUACACAUCCAACUCGAAUCGGAGUCUAUGCAAAUGCGCUUAACCAACACUGAAAAACACACAUCCAUUCACAAUAGUUAUUCAAGCCCAGCAAUAUGAAAAGUGCAUUUAUCCCAAAGAAGUUGCCAAUCGACUAUAAUUGCUGUUAAAACAAUGAAACACACAAAUGAAAUACAAAAACCACAUACAGAAAGCAAUAGUAUCUUAAAUUCUGUACAAGACAAGAAAACUUGGAAAAUUUCAUAACCUAUAAUGGACAAUUACAAAUAUAAAAACAACUACCAAGACAAAGAUUUAUCAGAAAUUUUCAUAAUUCAAUUUUAAUUAUUAAUUAGUUAGUAAGCCAGAAUGCAAUCCUGCAUCAUGAACAUAACGGUAAUAACAGUAAUGCCAAACCAAUGAGAAAUGUCUACUAGAACCUAGCAAUACAACUACAGCAGAAAAAUGUUGAGAAAAAUGCAAUAAAUCGAUAUCGAUCAAUAAAUAAAGUCUUUAAGCUGUUGAGUGUUCAAUACAAAUAAAAUA